Messenger RNA from Rhipicephalus sanguineus (brown dog tick), 644 nucleotides. RefSeq lists its product as uncharacterized. The transcript has 6 exons. Bases 126 to 548 code for a protein of 140 amino acids. Lineage: Eukaryota; Metazoa; Arthropoda; Arachnida; Ixodida; Ixodidae. The record is from RefSeq and is a predicted model, not a curated record.
GUAAUCUGGGAUACGUGUAGCAAACGUCGUCUUCCAGCUCCCCGGUACUUGAAGUCGAAGUGUGGUGAGCCUCUCGCCUCCGCUUUUCGGGACGAACGUGAGACAGACUUGGUGCUGCCAUCACGAUGGGAAACGUCCAACUGCCUGCCAGCGGCCGGAGAACUCUCCAGGCGAUGACCAUGGUGCUGAUGGCCCUGGAGUUCAUCCUCGCCAACGCUCUUCUGGAGGAUGAAAUGGCCGCCCUCUCUUCCUCCGGGUCCACGUGGAAGGAACCCGAGAAACGAAACACGUGGUGGUCCAAGCGAGCCAAUGCGAAGGAUGCCGGUAAGAGGACCAAUGAGCCAAGUCUCGAACUGGAUCUACCUCUUUGCGCCCUCGUGGUUUCUGCGGCUGGUUGCUACGUGGAAACCUGCGUACCCCUGGUGUUCGAGUGCGGCCGCACCUCGGAUAACAAGUCCGGCUACGCCAAGUGCCGCAGCGUGCACAGCGCCUGCCUCGCCCAGUGCGUCCGGAACCUCAACAGAGUCGGCGCGAACCUCCAGAAGUGACUAACCCCUAAGGGUUAAAACAAUUAAAAAAGAAGAAGAAGAAGAAGGCUGCACGGCGAGCCAAUAAAACUCUGGCACUGAAUGGCGCAACCCUGA